This is a messenger RNA of Cornus florida, 921 nucleotides long. RefSeq lists its product as uncharacterized. NCBI's taxonomy places the organism in Eukaryota, Viridiplantae, Streptophyta, Magnoliopsida, Cornales, Cornaceae. The transcript has 5 exons. The record is from RefSeq and is a predicted model, not a curated record. Bases 388 to 699 code for a protein of 103 amino acids.
AAUUUAUAUACAUCUAUAAUAUUGUAUAUACAUAUAUAUAUAGUCUCCCUAUGGGCUAUGGCUUAAAUUUCAUAGCUAAACCCACUUUUAAUUUAAAUUUUCAAUAUUGUCCUCUCUUUCUUCCACCGUCCCCCUUUCUAUACCUACCCAACUCUUCUUAGGUCUCAUAGUUUCCAGGAUGUUGUAGUUUCCUAGAUUGUUAGUUAGCUUUUGUUUCCAUAUAUAUAUAUAUAUAUAUAUGUAUAACAAAAAAAGGCAUUCAAGCGUAUUCUUAUCUGCCCUUUUACUCCACCCUCUUUUUUCCCCAAACCCAUUCCUCUCCCUUUGCUUGCUUCGAUUCUCUCCCUUCCUGCAAUUGAAGGUUAUAUAUAUAUAUAUAUCGCUUAGAUGGCGGAUUACAACGGAAGCGAGGAGUACAUUGCUUCCCAGGACCAAGAGGUUGCAUCAACUGGAAAGAAAUAUGGAGGACUUGUGCCAAAGAAGAAGCCCUUAAUCUCAAAGGACCAUGAACGGGCCUUCUUUGAUUCUGCUGACUGGGCUCUUUGCAAGAGUUCGCGGCUAAAGACGUCGGCGGGAGUUAAAAAACUAAUUUGGUUAAAAAGCACAUGGUCGUUUCCCAAGAUCUGCCGAAGAACUCCCAUUGCUACUCAAAAUCAUCUUUUGUUCGUAGAAUCCCAAAACACACACAUUCAAUUAUAAUCUUUUGUUUAUAGAAUCCCAAAUAAACACCGAUUCAAUUAUCACGCAGUACUCCCUCAUAACAUUUUUGUUAACGGGUUAUGAACAUUUUUUUUAUUUUUUUUUUAUUUUGGUCUUUUUCUUCUUGUCUUUGUGGUUUGAGAGAAGUUUUGGUGUAAUUGGAGAAGAAAAAAAUUAUUCGUAUCAUGUCAUUAAAGUCUCUCCAUGGAACGAAUAAGACAA